Pseudo-nitzschia multistriata is the source of this 1197-nucleotide messenger RNA. The record is from the annotation of a GenBank genome assembly. NCBI's taxonomy places the organism in Eukaryota, Bacillariophyta, Bacillariophyceae, Bacillariales, Bacillariaceae.
UACGUACGUACUCGUACCAAGUACCUUCAGAGGGAACAGUUGGGGCUGCUCUUCACCAAAACAACCUCAGGGAUUCUUUCACAAAAUCACACCUGCAUUCAAGCUUUCUUGUGCUUCCAAUAUCAUUCACCGCGGUACCAUGAAGAUGCAAAUUGCUCUAUUGUCGUUGACGACGCUGCUUUCUUCCACAGCAGCGUUUUCGCCCGUGUCUCGAACUCCGGCCGCCCCAUCGAUUUCGGAACAUGCUAGCAGAGUCAGCCCCUUGUUCAUGGGACGUGCCGCUGCCGUGCGAGCCGCUACCAAAUCCAAAACGGACGCCAAAAAGGCCAAGGUCAACGCAGUAUUUGGAAAGAAGAUCACCAUGGCUGUCAAACAGGGAGGAUCCCCAUCGUUGGAUUCCAACAGACAACUUGCAGAAAUUGUCAAACAAGCUAAAGCCAACAAUGUGCCUGUCGAUGUAAGUACAGAAGAACUUCGUGCACAAACCCAAAAGUAUUUUUUGAUUGCGCGGGCAUAAUCUGGAAACAGGUAGAAAGCGACUCAUUUCAAGCUGUCACUAAACGAUCUUUCGAUUACUAUGGUUUCUUCAUACACCCUCUUAUAUCGUCAUCGCCGUCGUAGAACAUUAAUCGUGCCAUCAAACGAGCUUCUGAAGCAAACACUGCGGAUUUCUCGGAAUCUACAUUUGAGGCAUAUGGAUUUGGGGGAGCAUCUCUCGUCAUUACUGUGUUGUCGGAUAAUGCAAACCGCGCCAACGCAGAUGUAAAAUCGACCGUGAACAAAAGAAAUGGAAAGAUUGCCGAAUCGGGAUCCGUUUUAUUCAUGUACGACCGCAAGGGAAUAGUUGAAGUUGAUGCUGAAGUUGACGAAGAGGCACUUUUGGAUGCCGCGAUUGAGGCGGAUAUCGAGGACUUCAUUCUGCAGGAGGGAGACGAAGAAGGAAGUUCGUUGGUAUUGGUGGAACCCUCAGAUUCUGGAAAAAUGUUUGACGUUAUCAAGGAAAUGGGUUUCGAAAACGCUAAAAUGUCUCUGACGUGGGUUACCAAAGCACCAGUGGAGGUCAGCGAGGAAGAUUUUGAACUGAACAUGGAUAUCAUUGAUGCCCUAGAAGAAUUGGAUGAUGUUGACUCCGUUGAGCACAACAUGUCAAACUAAAGACGUAUUGUAAACUCCUAUUAAUUAAAUUUGCGAUGAGUU